This is a messenger RNA of Stylophora pistillata, 2071 nucleotides long. Its product is annotated as mitochondrial genome maintenance exonuclease 1. Gene Ontology annotation, biological process: mitochondrial DNA replication. Gene Ontology annotation, molecular function: single-stranded DNA exodeoxyribonuclease activity. NCBI's taxonomy places the organism in Eukaryota, Metazoa, Cnidaria, Anthozoa, Scleractinia, Pocilloporidae. Gene Ontology annotation, cellular component: mitochondrion. The record is from RefSeq and is a predicted model, not a curated record.
UUCAAAAUGGCGGACGAACAUUGACGAUUGUGUUUAAAUAGAUUGUUUGCGCGUAAUUGCUAAUUUCCCACUGUUUUUACAGGGGACUUACUAAAAACCCAGCGUAUGUUUCCAAAAUGAAAAAAGCAACUUGAGAGUAGAUUUCAAGUUUAGUGAACAGAAUGGUCCAUCUCUGUAGAUGUCUACAUUAUCGUGGUGUCAAUCCUUGCUCGAGCGCGUUGGAGCGCUUUUUGAGGUUCGCAGGGAACAGUGGUUGUGAUCAGUCCUCUAGAAGCACCCACACAGACAGCAGCAAGACUUCUCAAUUUUGGUUCGACCUGGAUAAACUUGAAACAUUGAAUCGGCGAGAACUGCAACAACUGUGUAAGAAAUGUGGUAUAAAAGCGAACAACAAGACUUCGAUUCUUUUGAGUGAUUUGAAGGAAUUUCACUUGCUUCAUCUCACGAACCCGAACUCAGUUCUGCGCUUGCCUUUCAUAGCUCAAACUAAUUCUGCAUAUCAUACUCCGGUGAAAGGUGACAAAAGGUAUUUUCUUCCAACUGGACUGAGGCUUGAUAAAAAUAAUAUUUUAUUUAGUUCUACUGAGUCUCCUGGUCAGUGGAUAAGUGGGGAGGUGAAAAAAUUACACAAAGCCGUAAAAUCAAAGGGAAUUGUCUCCAAGACUGUGGGGGAGUACAAAGGUACAACAAAUGGAACAAAGCAAAGGGAAUUUCCAGUUAAAGGAGACUUGUAUUUGACUAAAAAUGCUAGUGUCUCAGCCAUUUUGAAUACUGCAUCAAACAGGUUCAUGAUUGCCGUUUGGCAGAAACAACAGAUAGAAAAGAUGGGAGAAGAAAUGUUUAAUGAGUACAGAAAUUUAAUAGCCAAAAGUGGGAAAAAAUUUCACUCAUGCAUGACAGACAUUCUUCACAAAAAGGCAGAGGAUACAGACAAGUUUCCAGAAAUUGUUUCAAGCUUGAUCAAAAGUGUCUCCAAAACUGGGAUUCUAAAGCUUCUCACGAAGGACAAGGUGUUAGCCACAGAGGAGUAUGUGACACACUCUUCUAUUGGUUAUUCAGGUACUUUUGAUGGACUAGCUAUCUAUAAUGGGGUACCUUGUGUGAUUGAAUGGAAAACAUCGCAAAAGCCCAGACCAACACUGGAGAGUUGUUAUGAUGCUCCAUUUCAAGUGGUGGCUUAUGCUGGGGCUAUCAAUUCUUAUCCUGUAAUGAGGAUUCCUGUAACAAGUUGUUUGAUUGUUGUUGCACACCAUGAUGGCUCAGAGGCAGAUGUUCAUUGGAUGGACUUAGAUACUUGUGAGAAAUUGUGGCAACAAUGGCUGACUAAAGUGUUAAAAUACAAAGAGAAAACAGAACAUGUUUCAGAGAAAAGUGAUGCCUCUUGAAACAAUAUCAACGUCUUGGUUCUUCUAUACCUGGGACUCAAAAUUGAUCAUAUAUUCAGGAAAAAUGAAACAAAACUCAUCUGUGCAUACAUGGUGUAAGAUUUAUUUAAAUAUUACCUCCCCUCUGGUUGUAACCUGGCCCUGUACAUCACAGGUAACUCCAUCCCUCACCAUCAUUCCUGUGAUAGUUUACCAGACCCCAUAAUGUGGUGCUUCAGUGCCACAAAAAAACAGUUAAGGUUAACUGUCUGAACUGUUCAGUGUAUACAUAAUGUAACAUUUAUUGAAAUUGUUCACCCACAUCUGCUCAGUGGAGGAAGAUGUGAUGACAUAAGCUAAAACAUGGCCAUAAAUAUUACCUUGUACACCUUGCCUUGUACACCACAAGUAACUCCAGCCCGUAACAUCAUUCCUGGCAAAUCUGUCACAUUUUACCAGACCCCAUAAUGUGGUGCUUCUGGGUCAAAAAAAAAAAACAAAACAAAAAACACUCAGGGUAAACUGUAUGAACUGAACUUAUCUGGCCCUAUCAAAGGCUUCAACCCAGAACUCCAAUCUAAGCAAACCAAGAGUCCAGUAUACGAUUUUAUGUCCAGUAUACGAUUUUAUGUACAGGUAAUGCUGGAGGAGAUUUUUGCUCCAGAGGCCAUAUUGUUUGUAUCUCCAUUAAAAUAAUGUUCAAAGGU